Rangifer tarandus platyrhynchus (Svalbard reindeer) is the source of this 414-nucleotide messenger RNA. Lineage: Eukaryota; Metazoa; Chordata; Mammalia; Artiodactyla; Cervidae. The record is from the annotation of a GenBank genome assembly.
AUGAGUGAGUCUUUGGUGGUUUGUGAUGUUGCUGAAGAUUUAGUUGAAAAGCUGAGAAAGUUUCGUUUUCGCAAAGAAACAAACAAUGCUGCUAUUAUAAUGAAAAUUGAUAAGGAUAAACGCCUGGUGGUGCUGGAUGAAGAGCUUGAGAGCAACAAUUUCAGUUUCUUUAACUUGAGAAAAACCUUCAUUGUGUAUAGUUAUAAGUAUCAACAUGAUGAUGGAAGAGUUUCAUACCCUCUGUGCUUUAUUUUCUCCAGUCCUGUCGGAUGUAAGCCUGAACAACAGAUGAUGUAUGCUGGGAGUAAGAAUAAGCUAGUCCAAACAGCUGAACUUACCAAGGUAUUUGAAAUAAGAAAUACCGAAGACCUAACUGAAGAAUGGUUACGUGAGAAACUUGGAUUUUUCCACUAA